UUUUGUAUUGUGACCCUACAGAGCAGCAAGCAUUUCGGAGUAGUAGAACCUUCACUCUCUGCUCAGCAUUCUCUUCCCUCUUUCUCUCUGUUUUCUUUCAUUUGUUUUUUCUCAAUUCUCAUGGCUAAAAUGUCUGGUACGGUAAUGAGUUUGUUGUUUAUGGCUCUUGUUGUAACGGUGAGUUCCGUUAGCUCAGCCAAGUUUGAAGAGCUUUUCCAGCCUAGCUGGGCUAUGGACCAUUUUGUCUACGAAGGAGAGCUUCUCAAGCUCAAACUUGACAACUAUUCUGGUGCUGGGUUUUCAUCAAAGAACAAAUAUAUGUUUGGGAAAGUGACCAUCCAGAUUAAGCUCAUCGAGGGUGAUUCUGCUGGAACUGUUACUGCUUUUUAUAUGUCAUCAGACGGUCCAAACCACAACGAGUUUGAUUAUGAGUUCUUGGGAAACACCACUGGAGAGCCCUAUUCGGUUCAGACCAAUAUUUACGUGAAUGGAGUAGGUAACAGAGAACAGAGACUGAACCUGUGGUUCGACCCCACCACGGAAUUCCACUCAUAUUCCAUUUUCUGGAACCAACGCCAUGUUGUUUUUAUGGUGGAUGAGACUCCAAUUAGAGUGCACACCAAUAUGGAGGAGAAGGGCAUUCCGUUCCCAAAAGACCAAGCCAUGGGCGUGUACAGCUCCAUUUGGAACGCGGACGACUGGGCCACACAAGGCGGUCGGGUCAAGACGGACUGGUCCCACGCGCCGUUUGUGGCCUCAUACAAGGGAUUCGACAUCAACGCGUGCGAAUUCCCCGCCACAGUUUCCGCCGCCGACGGUGCCAGGAAGUGCAGCAGCUCCGCCGAGAAGAGGUUCUGGUGGGACAAGCCCACAUUGUCGGAGCUCAACCUCCACCAGAGCCACCAGCUCAUGUGGGUCCGGGCCAACCACAUGGUCUAUGAUUACUGCUCCGACACUGCUAGGUUCCCCACCAUCCCCCAGGAAUGUGUCCACCACCGCCACUAAAACACUACUACUACCACUGCCAUUACUACGGCUCUCUCAAAAAAAAAAAAAAAAAAAAAAAAAAAAAGUAAACAAGUGGGGAGGAUCAAAGUGAGCUUCUUGUUAUGUAUAAAAACAUGUGCUCCAUGUUUUUUUUUUGUUUGUUUUUUUUAUUUUUGGUUUAUUAAGUUUGUUUAUUUGUUUGUUUUAUGUUGUUCUUCCUCUGUAGUUAAAAUUUCACCUUGUAUUAUAUAAGAAAGUUUUUUUUUUUUUUUUGGCUA
This is a messenger RNA of Morus notabilis, 1265 nucleotides long. RefSeq names its product xyloglucan endotransglucosylase/hydrolase protein 9. Gene Ontology annotation, biological process: xyloglucan metabolic process; cell wall biogenesis. The transcript has 4 exons. The coding region runs from base 121 to 1005 and encodes 294 amino acids. Gene Ontology annotation, molecular function: hydrolase activity, hydrolyzing O-glycosyl compounds; xyloglucan:xyloglucosyl transferase activity. Lineage: Eukaryota; Viridiplantae; Streptophyta; Magnoliopsida; Rosales; Moraceae. Gene Ontology annotation, cellular component: cell wall; apoplast. The record is from RefSeq and is a predicted model, not a curated record.